UAUUUUUUGUUUUUAUUAAAUAUUGUAUUGUUUCAAGUAUCAGAAAAAAAAUUAUAUUAAAGGAAAUUUAAUUGAUAUAACAUUGAAUUUUGAAAAUAUUUCAUUAAUUGUGUCUGUUUUACUUAAAUAAACAACAACUAAAAAUUUUGGAAUCCAUCAGCUUUUUCCAUAUUGCUGUACAUACUUUGUUUUUGUGACAAUUUAUUGUACGUGCCUCACAUAGUCAUUCAAAAAUAUUAAAGUAGCAUUAUAUUGAAAUGGAUUUUGAAAAUGCAAAAGAAAAUAUUCAGCCAUUGGCUAGCGGAAGAAAUGCAAGUAUUUUAACAAGUUCUCUAACGUAUCAUUCUGAAUUACAAAAACAGCGUGAAAUUUUGGAAAAUGCAAUUCAUAACUAUGAAGGAGAAGAUCCCUUGGAACCAUGGUACGAGUAUAUACUAUGGGUUGAACAAAGUUAUCCAAGUGGAGGCAAUGAAAGCGGUUUGAAAAAGUUAUUAUUAAAGUGCUUAACUACGUUUGAAGAUGAUAAAAAAUACUACCAGGAUAGACGUCUGAUUAGGAUUUUCAUUAAAUAUAUUGAUACAGAAGAAAACCCUGUUGAACUUUAUCAGGAAUUGUUCAAUUCAGGUAUAGGCACCAUGAUUGCAGAUUUAUAUAUAUGUUGGGCUUAUUACUAUGAUCUUGUGGGGAAUUUUCAUAAAGCUGACAGUAUAUUUAGAAAAGGAAUAGAAGUGAAAGCUCAACCUUACGAGGAACUUGAACAAGCUUAUAAACAUUUCGGUUUCACUAUGUCUCAACGUAUACUUCACCAAGAUGAAACGUCGAAAGAGGAAAUGAUGACUUCAAUAAGAGAAAGAAGGCAUGCUUUAACUUCUUUAAGACCACAUAAGAAAAAAGUAGGAAGUAUUCGGACAGGAAGUGCUGUCAAGAGUUCAAACCCAGGGAAAAUCAAGAUUAAUGACAAAAACGAAUCUUUUGCAAAUAAUCGAAAUGCUAGAAUCCAAAUUUUUGAGGAUCAAAAUAUUAAUCCUAAUUUACCCCUUAAUCCACCAGAAAUAGAAGAGCAUCAUAUUCCUGUAGUAAAAAAUAUAAUUGAUAGUGUAAGGAAGAAGGAAAAUUUAAAAGAACCUGGUCCAUGGACGAAGGGAUUGAAAAAACGAGGUCAUUUAUUUGACCAUGCAAAAAGUCAAGAACAUGAAAUAGGAUUUACGAUACUUGAAGAUGAUAAAGAAAGUGAAGGCGAAAAUUCAAGAAAACUUUCUUCUAAAAAGCCUCAAGUUGCAACUCCGUUUACUGAAAAUUACGAGGAUAACUUUUCAAAAGGUAUACAACUGCCCAAAAAUUUUGCCAAACAAAACUAUCCACAAGGAAUUUGGAAAGUAGAAAUUAUAGCAGAUAAUGAAGUUCUUCCUGGUACUUUUCCCCAAUAUAACAAGUUAUUUCAUUAUCCGAAACCUGAUAUUGAGUUUUCAACUGAGGAGAUUUUAGCUUAUAAAUGGUUUUUAAAACAUGGAGUUCAAAAUAAAUUUACAGAAAUGAGUGCGAGUUACUUUGGUAAUGAAAUAAAUGUUGGUAUUCGAAUGUUCAAAAAUUUUCCAAAGACAAACCUACCGGAUAAGCAUUCUAAUUUUAAACUGUCACAGUUUAAACUAGAAAAUUCGCAAAGUUCUAAGUUACUGGUUAAUAUUGGCGAAGUAUAUUAUGAGGUGGAAAAUGGAUUAGUUCAAAGAGAAAAGCAAUUUGAAGAAAUAUUAUAUGAGAAGAUUAAGUCUGGAAAACGUAAAAUCAAAUUUAAUGCAAAUGAAACUAUAAUGGUUGAAGAAGGAAUGGAUGAAACACAAUGCUUUACUAACAUCGUUGGUAGAACAAGUAUAUUCCCCUCAAGAAAAUCGAUGGCUCCAUUUCCUACAGAAAGGAAAACGAUAUUUAAACCUUGGCCAUGUGUUCAAGAAGAAAAUCCAAAUCAUUUAGCUGCAGAUCCAAUCUCACCAGAAAUACAAACAGGAGAAACACAAAAUUUCACACCUGAUAACAUGUCGUUUGCGGCUUCAGCAAAUUUACCAUUUCCUAAAAUAUUUAAAAAUCUGGUUCCUUUAGAUUUUAAUGCAAAAACUUCCAAUGAGCCAUCAACUUCUAAAUCUCACAUUUCUAAUAUUGAAAUGGCGUCUAACAGCUUUGCACCAAAUAAUAUUUCGUCACAAAAAGGAGAAGCACAAAACUUUGUAUCUGAUAACAUUUCAUUUGCGGCACCAACAAACCUACAAUUUCCUAAAAUUUUUAAAAAUGUCACAGAUUCUAAUAUGAAGGGGCCUUCAACUUCCAAUUUCCAUGUAUCUAAUGUUGAAAUGGAACCAAGUGUCGCAGUUAACAAUUGUCCAGAAGUAAAUUUCAAUUUUCCAUCAGCACAAUUGCAAGAACAACAAGUAUUUAAGCCGCCAUUUAAAAUUUGCGAGAUGCAAGAAAAAAGUCCGGUAAAUAAUUCCGUCUUAAAUAAUGAAAACGACGUAAAAGAAGCAGCCAGUACGGAAAAUAAAAAUAUGGAUAAUUUUGUGAUUUAUGAAGAUCCCGACGGAAGUUUUAAAUUUAAACAACCCCGUCCGAUUAAACUAAAACCUCAAGUACCAGCAGUGGAAGAAGAAACCGAAGAAUGUAUUAAUACCAAAACACCACAAAUGGGAGUUUUUGCUGUUGAUGAAACAUUUUCCACUCAAAAUUUUAAUUUGUUCGUAAGAGCCCAACCAGCUAGUACUCCAAUUGGGAAGAAGUAUACUACCCAUAUUAAAGAACAAAUAAAUGAAAAAGUAGAAAAUUGCAUAAAACAAAAAACUAUUGAUGAAAUUGAAAAAAAUGGAGUUAAAUCACCAGAUGUAAUUGAUAACUUCAAUGAAGAAAAGCAAAAAUCAAAUUAUGAAAGCAAUAAAUUAAGUUUUCCUCUUCUUUCCAAAGAACUUCAGUGUACAUCCAGUACAAAUAUUGCUUUGAGUACAGUUUUAAACACAUCACCACAAUAUAAUGCAGAUCCACAACCUUAUAAACAACUCUCAACUAUAAUGGAAAUGUCCGAACCAAAUACAUUGGCUAUUGGCAGCACAAAAUCUUCUGUUGAUACACCAGGAACCUUAUCAUGCGAUCCUGAAAUAAUAAAAUCUGUAGACAUAAAAAGUAUUUCAAAUGAUGCAAAUAAAACAAAUAAAUCAUUGCAUAGCACAUAUAUAGGGAAUCCAAAAAUAUUUGAAACUGUUUCUAACACAAAACUUUCUGAAGGUGUGCAGAAAACUAGUUUGGUUAUUGAUGAUAAUUCUUUUAGAGAAAUAAAUAAAAAUAAUGAAACUAAAACCAAAAUAACAUCUGUAGAAGAAGAAAAUAUAAAAUAUAAAGAUCAACAAAAAAAUUUAGAAAAAAUUGCAACGAAUACAGAUAACGUUGAAAAAUUUGGUAAAGAAGGUGGAAAUUUUGGUAUUAAUCCCAAAACAGGAGAAUGUAUACAAAUCAAUGAUGCAAGUCAAUGCUUUAAUAUGAAGUCUAUACAAAUAUUUGAGGAAAAAACUGAAACGGUUCCCAAAAUGAUACUUAAGAAAUCUAGAGAAGGAACUCCUCAAAAAGAUUUAUACGAUUAUUUUGCAAAAACUCCUGAAAGAAAGGCACAAGCAUAUAAAGUCCAAGAUUUCAAUAAUUCUUUAACAUUUUCAAAAUUAAAUGAUCUUACGUUACCUAAAUGCCCAGAAAACAUCAAGUUUUCACCAAAAGAUUCCCCAGCUCCUAAAAUUGCAAAGUUUUCUUUUAGCAAAGGCAAUAGUGAAAAAUCAUCAAAUAAAUUUUCUUGUGUAGAAAAAAGUUUUGUCUCAGAAACUUAUUCUGUAGCAAAAUCAAAUUAUCAAGAAGAUCAAGUUUCAGAUCAACUUCAAAAUGACCUCUAUAACUAUUUUGUAAAAACACCUGAAAGAAAAGGACAAACUGCCGCAAUAUCGAAAACAAUUGAAAUUAAUGAUUCCUUGACAUUUGCAAAAUUAAAUGACUUGACGUUACCUAAAUGUCCUGAUAUUAAUAAAUGCUUACCAAAAACUUCCCCAACUCCUAAAUUAGUGAAUUCACUAGUUGUUGAAGAGAAAUACGUAACUCCUGUGUUUGACUUUGCUCAAAAACAAAACUAUCCAAGACAACAACCAAUUUUACCUAAUUUUAGCGAUUUAACUUUACCUAAGUUAGCCGAUAAAGAGUCAAAUUCCUUCGCUGAAAAUAAAAGCAGGAUUAAAACCGAACGUGAAAUUGUAUCGCAAACGUCAAACAAAUCUAUUCAUGAUACUAAACCCAUAGAUCAGAUUUCCCUGAAAACACACCCAGAUAUACACGAAUUAAGCUUACAUAUUAAAGAAGAAAUUAUAGAAACAUCACCGAAUCAAAAAUUAGGAUAUGAAGAAAUGCAUGCUUUUUCACUAAGUGAGCACUGCUCAGGUACACAAAUACCUCCUAAUCAUGAAAAAAUUGAAAAAAAAAUUAGAGGUGUGGAAGAUAUCGCAUGCAAAGAAAUGAGUUCUUUAAAAAUAACUGAAAAGGAUAAUGAUUGCAAUAUCCAACGAGCUUCUAAUAUGUGUGAUAAAGAAGAAAAUUAUUUGGGUCGCAGUAUAUAUACGAAAUCUAUAGAAUCUUGUAAUACACAAAAACACGCUUGGACUGAUGGAGAUGAAAGUGAUCCAGUAUCUGAUUUCGUACAUUUUAAUCCAGAAAAUCUAGAUCAAACAAAUAUUAUGAUCAAAGACAAAUUUUUAGAUAUCAAUGUUAAUCCGUUUUCUUCGGAGUUAACUACAGCUUUCCUUGAAAGUAUAGAAUUUACCAAUCAUAUUCAGCAAUUAGAUUCAUGCGAAUUGAAAGGUAAAAUAAAUAAGCUUAAUGCAGGUAAUGAUAUUGCUAUAAAAAACAAAAAGUUCACUGUUUGCAAAAUGAUUGGGGAAGGAACGUUUGGUACUAUUUAUAGCGCAAAAGAAAAAUACUCUGGAAAAAUGUUUGCUUUGAAACAGGAAAAACCUGCUAAUUUGUGGGAAUAUUAUGUUUGUCUUGAAUUGAGGAGUCGUGUGGAAAAUGUUGACAUGCUUCCGGCGUUUAUGAAUAUCGAAUAUGCUCUGAUUGGAAAUAAUGCUAGCAUUUAUGUUUCUCAAUUAUCACCGUAUGGGUCACUUAUAGCAGUUUGCAAUACUUACAAACGAAAAACAAAUAAAAAUUUGGACGAAUAUGUUGUAAUGAUAUUAACUGAUCAAAUUCUUCAAAUUAUUGAUCAUUUACAUGCCUUAAAAAUUAUUCAUGCAGAUAUAAAACCAGAUAAUUUCUUAUUAAUGACAAAACUCUCUUACCCAAAAAAUGAAUUAGCUGUACAAUUAAUAGAUUUUGGUGUUUCAAUUGAUAUGGAAUUAUUUCCAAAAAAACAAACAUUUAUGUAUACACAUGAAAAAGAUGAUUUUAAAUGUAUUGAAAUGCGUGAAGGACGCCCUUGGACAUAUCAAACAGAUUUAUAUGGUGUUGCUGGAAUAAUACAUGUACUAUUAUAUGGCAAAUAUAUGGAUGUUCAUAAAAAUUUAUGUGGAAUAUGGGCACCAAAACAACGUUUCCCAAGAUAUUUAAAAAAAGAUAUUUGGGGUCCAAUAUUUCAAAAUUUAUUAAAUAUACCCGAUUGUGAAUUAAUGCCUAAUUUACAAACUUUUCGUGCAGCAAUUGGUGAAGCAUUAUUUGAUAAAGAAAAAUAUGUUAUUGAAAAAGUUAAUGAUUUUAAUUUAUAUAUGAGUAAUUAAUAUUUAAAGUAAACCUAUUAUAUUACAAUAUUUAAUUUUAUUCAAUUUAGAUGUAUCGUAUUUUAAAA
Molecule: messenger RNA, 5845 nt
Organism: Condylostylus longicornis
Lineage: Eukaryota; Metazoa; Arthropoda; Insecta; Diptera; Dolichopodidae
Exons: 9
Coding region: 258-5777 (1839 amino acids)
Biological process (GO): meiotic sister chromatid cohesion, centromeric; protein phosphorylation; mitotic spindle assembly checkpoint signaling
Molecular function (GO): ATP binding; protein kinase activity
Source: RefSeq, a predicted model, not a curated record